This is a messenger RNA of Pieris macdunnoughi, 3405 nucleotides long. The record is from the annotation of a GenBank genome assembly. NCBI's taxonomy places the organism in Eukaryota, Metazoa, Arthropoda, Insecta, Lepidoptera, Pieridae.
AUGGAAGAUGGUGCAGUUACAGGAAAUGCUCUGAACCAUCUUAACCAUAAAGGAUUGAAACAUGGAAGAAGUAAUAGGCUAGAACCUAAUUUGGAUAGAAUAACCUUUGAGAGUGAAAAGUUUAAAGGGACACAGAGUGAAUCCUCGUCUAGAAGAAAUAGUGAUGAUGGCGGAAGAGCGAGACAGGAGGGUUUUAGACAAGAUGGAACAAGUUCGGAGCCACCAACCGCUUACAUCACGACUCACAACGCGUGGAAUGACCUGGGCAGCUCAACGUCCACUACUAGAACUGAACUCAGUUUAUCUGAUACUGUUGACGAAGAGGUUCACAGACGUCGAAGUCAAGACCUUACACUCCCAGGUACACCACUGCAUCCUCGAACCCCGUGGAAGUCAGCUGACAGCUUAGCGUGCGACACAGCUUUUGGAACACUGGCUAAUAUUAUUGAAAGUCCAGCUAAUAAGAGCGUCCCAUAUAUUGAGAGAUGCGAUAAAAAGAUGUGUCUACGAGAAUACCUUUCAAGGAACAGUCCAGAAAGGCCAAAACGCGGCUGGAAGUUAGUUAGAAACGUGACAUCAGCAGCUAGUGCUUUCAUACCGAAGUUCAAGGAAUCUGCUUUGCCCGGGACACCACUGCCUAACCACCAGCCCCAAACAGAGUACAAGAACACAGAGCAUGAAAAAAAUAACAAGCAAUCGCUUCCAAGUGGUCCAAACGAAAAAGAGAAUGUCGGCGAGACCAGUCUUGAUGGACUUGAUCCGGAUUCGCUGAUGUUCAGAGAUGGCAGGAGAAGAAUAGACAUGGUUUUGGCAUAUGAGGAAGAAGACUACGGCGUGAUGACGGAAGCCGAGGCCCGAAAACGAGAGCACAGGAGGACGUUUCAGGAAAACCUAAUAAAAGAAGGCCUGGAAUUGGAACUGGAAAACAAAUCCCUGUCUUUCGAUGGUAAGACCUGGUUCUUGAAGGUCCACAUUCCUUGGAAGACUGAGAUGAGGCUGGCUGAAGUUAUUGGAAUGAAAUUACCCACUAAACGGUUCAUCACCAUUUCUGUUAGAGCUUGGAGUGACGAUAAACUAGCUGAGAAAGACAAAAAGUUAUAUUCAAAAUGGCGUCAGAAAUGGAAACAGCUAUAUGAAUACGACCAUAGUAGAAUAGAACCUGAGCCCUCGUUCAUCACAUCCACGGAACGGCCUGGAGUUAGGAGGGACGAACAAUUCUUAGUUAAAGAUAGACACACACAAUUCUCACCGGCACAACGGAGCCUGCUUGUUAUGCAAAUAUUACUUCGAGCGCGAUAUGACAAUAAUGAAACCAAGAUGGGCAUACGACGGCUUUUAAACGAUGGGACGUAUCUCGCAUGUUUCCCUCUACACGAAGGCAGAUACAAUACGGAUAACCCGGAUAAAACACAGACAGAUAGACGGCUUCUUUAUUUGGAGUGGGCUCGUCCUGCCAAAUGGUAUAAAAAGCAGCCAUUGUGGUUAGUAAGGAGGUACUUCGGGGAGAAAAUAGCGUUAUACUUCUCCUGGCUCGGAUUUUAUACCAAGAUGUUAUAUGCGCCUGCGAUUGUUGGGACCCUUUGUUUUCUGUAUGGGCUGGCUAGUAUAGAUUCGGGUGAUAACAUACCUAGUAAAGAAAUCUGCGAUAUGUCAGGCCCCGGUAACAUUACACUAUGUCCGCUCUGUGACAAAGCGUGUCAGUACCAGAGUUUAUCCGACUCCUGUCUCUUCGCUCAACUAAGCUACCUUUUCGACAACCCCGCGACUGUGUUCUUUGCUAUAUUUAUGUCUUUUUGGGCAACAACAUUCUUGGAGUUAUGGAAAAGGAAACAGUCUGUUCUUCGGUGGGAGUGGGACUUGGGAGGUGUCGAUCAAGAUGAAGACAUCCGACCAGAGUUCGAAACCUCGGUAAAAACGUUCCGCACAAACCCGGUCACGCGUGAGAAAGAGCCCUUUCUAGCACCCUGGCAAAAGACGAUGCGAUACGUCGCAACCAGCUCUGCUGUGCUGUUUAUGAUAACGGUUGUAAUGGGCGCAGUAUUAGGAACAAUAAUCUACAGGAUUUCGAUGGUGUCUGUUAUCUAUGGUGGUAGCGGGUUCUUUCUCAAAAAACACGCGAAAAUCUUCACCGCCAUGACGGCAGCGUUGAUCAACUUGUCAAUUAUUAUGAUUUUGACAAGGAUUUACGCGAAAAUAGCAGUAUAUUUAACUAAUAUUGAAAAUCCGCGGACACACACGGAGUAUGAGGAUUCAUAUACGUUUAAAAUCUUCUUUUUUGAAUUCAUAAAUUUUUAUUCAUCCCUCAUAUAUAUCGCAUUUUUUAAGGGCCGUUUCUACGACUACCCUGGCGAUGAUCAAGCCAGAAAAUCUGAGUUUUUCAAAUUAAAAGGUGACAUUUGUGACCCUGCUGGCUGUCUCUCUGAAUUAUGUAUACAAUUAGCAAUAAUCAUGAUUGGAAAGCAAUGUUUUAAUAAUUUCGUGGAGUUGGGUUAUCCCAAACUCCACAACUGGUGGCGGCAGAGGUCUCACAGAGCGGUGACCCGGGACCCCAGUAAGCCCCACAUGGCCUGGGAGCAGGACUACCACUUACAGGACCCUGGUAGACUUGCGCUCUUUGACGAGUACUUAGAAAUGAUACUUCAAUAUGGAUUCGUAACAUUGUUCGUAGCUGCAUUUCCCCUGGCACCUUUAUUCGCGUUACUGAAUAAUAUAGCUGAAAUUCGUUUGGACGCGUAUAAGAUGGUCACACAGGCGAGGCGCCCUUUAGCGGAGAGGGUGGAAGAUAUUGGUGCUUGGUACGGAAUUUUAAAAGGUAUCACAUACGCAGCAGUUGUUUCCAAUGCAUUUGUAAUAGCCUACACAAGUGACUUUAUACCUAGGAUGGUAUAUAAGUAUGUAUACUCGCCAGAUAAUACCCUGUCUGGCUAUAUCGACCAUUCAUUGUCAUUAUUCAACACAUCAGACUAUCGCGAAGAUUGGGGUGCAGACGAGAACGAAAUUGAUCCGCCAACGUGUGCAUAUAGGGGAUAUCGUAACCCCCCCAAUCAUAAGGACCCCUAUGGUCUAUCCCCCCACUAUUGGCAUGUAUUCGCCGCUAGACUUGCAUUUGUUGUUGUUUUUGAGCACGUCGUAUUUGGCCUAACCGGUUUGAUGCAGCUGUUUAUACCAGAUAUACCCACAGAACUGAAGACGCAGAUACAAAGGGAAGCUUUGUUGGCCAAGGAGGCUAAAUACGAACACGGGAGACGAAGGCUUAGUACUGAAUAUAGGCAGCUUAUCAAUCCGAAAGGAGAAAAUUCGGAACGCCAAGGUCCUUGGAUGAGACGCACUUCCCGCGCUUCAGACGGCCUUGACGCGCACGUUGCGGUCUCACAACGCCCGUCUUCACCACAGAUAACAGACUGA